UCUCAACCCAACUCCUGACACCAUGGCCUGCUGUCAAACUAGCUUCUGUGGAUUUCCCAGCUGCUCCUGUGGGACCUGUGGCCCCAGCUGCUGCCAGCCAAGCUGCUGCCAGACCAGCUGUUGCCAGCCGACCUGCUGCCAGACCAGCUGCUGCCAGCCAACCUGCUGCCAGACCAGCUGUUGUGGGACCGGCUGUGGCACUGGCUGUGGCCAGGAUUGUGGCUGUGGAGGUGUGAGCUGCCGCACCAGGUGGUGCCGCCCUGACUGCCGCGUGGAGGACACCUGCCUGCCCCCCUGCUGUGUGGUGAGCUGCACCCCCCCAACCUGCUGCCAGCUGCACCAUGCCCAGGCCGCCUGCUGCCGCCCAUCCUACUGUGGACAGUCCUGCUGCCGCCCAGCCUGCUGCUGCUACUGCUGCGAGCCCACCUGCUGAAAUACCUCCUUCUGAUGGGAAUCCUGAGAAAACGGCACAUCCAAACUAACCAAUGUUAGAGUCUCAACAAACUUCUGAACUCUAUAUACUCAUAACCCAGCUUGCAACCUCUUGUCAUGAAGCUGCAUAAUUCCCUAAGAUGUCAAGUAAUGUAUAACAGAAGACCAAAGUAUUUCAUAGACCUGGAUAUCAACCGAAGUCCUACAAUCUGAAAAGACGGCAUGAUAGAUUA
Molecule: messenger RNA, 665 nt
Organism: Myotis myotis
Lineage: Eukaryota; Metazoa; Chordata; Mammalia; Chiroptera; Vespertilionidae
Product: keratin-associated protein 9-3-like
Exons: 1
Coding region: 23-433 (136 amino acids)
Cellular component (GO): keratin filament
Source: RefSeq, a predicted model, not a curated record